AUGCCAAUCGUCAGAGCGCAAGGCAUCGCGCAGGGCCUUUCCUGCCUACGGGCAGCCCGAGCUGCUGGCCCUAUCGGCGCUCGCUUUAUCUCCAAUGCCCCGGCCGGCGCUCCAGUGAAAACGAGCCCUUCCGAGGCACCCACCACUCCUGCAAAGGAUAGCUCUCUGAUUAGAAAGGAGAGCCCUGGAGAGGCAAUGGCUCGUCAUCAGCCAGAUUACAACGCGACCAUUGAUCACGCCACCUCUUCCUUUUCGCCUGUUCCGAAGCGAGUUAUGGAUGGAAGCGAGCCAGGAGACGUCGUUGCUGCUGCUGUUCUGUCCGGAGCACCGACCGAUCUGCAAGCACGAACUGUGAGAAUCUAUAAACCCGCGAAGCCUGCAACUCAGUCCGGAACCUGGCACAGCGCCCACUGGCGGAUGGAUUGGGAUAUUCUGCAAAAGGGUCACCGAUGGGAAAACCCUCUUAUGGGCUGGCAGUCUUCUGCUGAUGUCAUGCAGGGCACCAACUUGACUUUCAAGAGCAAGGAAGACGCUAUUCUAUUUGCGCAGAAGCAGGGCUACGAAUACUUUGUUCAGGAGCCCAACGAGCGCAAGUUUGCUCCAAAGGCUUACGCAAACAACUUUGUUCACGAGCCCAAGAAGAUCAAGCACAUCAGAACAAAAUAG
This is a messenger RNA of Talaromyces rugulosus, 666 nucleotides long. RefSeq lists its product as uncharacterized. The coding region runs from base 1 to 666 and encodes 221 amino acids. The record is from RefSeq and is a predicted model, not a curated record. The transcript is spliced from 3 exons. Gene Ontology annotation, biological process: electron transport chain. NCBI's taxonomy places the organism in Eukaryota, Fungi, Ascomycota, Eurotiomycetes, Eurotiales, Trichocomaceae.